AAGAUAGACGGGACCAUCAUCAAACUUCGUGUGGUAGCAGCUUCAUUUCGGCCGCGACACUGAUCUCAUCGCAAUCAACGAUGGAAGAAAUCAGGCUACUGUCGACACAAGAGAUCUCCAAGCACGACUCAGCACAAGACUGCUGGCUGGUCAUCGAUGAGGCAGUAUGGGAUUGUACGGCCUUCGCCAACAGUCAUCCUGGAGGUUCAUCGUUAAUCCUCAACUACGCCGGCCGCGAUGCCACGAAAGCAUAUUCCGAAGUUCACUCGCCAUCAAUCGUGCGAGAAAGCCUAUCGCCGGAGUACUUUAAAGGCAAUCUCGACCGAUCAACAAUCGAUAAAGCGUGGACGAAAGAACCUUUGCCAUCAAAUCCAGCCCAAGCAGUGCCGGAACAUGAGAAACCGCCUCUUCAUACCAUUAUCAAUUUAAAUGACUUCGAAGAAGCCUCCGCUAGAAGUACUUCCGCUAAGACUCAUGCGUUCUAUUCUACCGCUGCCACGGACUGCUGGACACGGGACAUGAACAGUUCUAUGCUCAAGCGGAUAUGGUUUCGACCGCGAGUCCUGAAGAAUGUCGCCGAAGUUGAUACUUCCAGCUCGAUGCUGAGUAUACCGCUUCGAGUGCCUGUGUUCAUAUGCCCGUCCGGAUUGGCGAAGAUGAUCAAUCCCGAGGGCGAAAAGGCCCUCGCGAGAGCGGCGAAGUCAUCGGGCAUCGUAGAGAUUAUUUCAACAAAUGCAAGCUACCCAGCGGCCGAAAUCAUCGAGCAAGCUCCCGACCAUCCAUUCAUGUUCCAGCUGUACGUCAACAAGGACAGGAAGAAAUCGGAGGAACUAGUCAAGCACGUAGAACAGCUCGGCGUCAAAGCGAUAUUCGUCACUGUCGAUGCCGCUGGACGAGGCAAACGGGAGUCUGACGAGCGGCUCAGAGUGGACGAAGUGGCUAUCAACCCACUCACUGGAGAGAAGUCUAAAACAGGGAAGAAGGGCGGUGGCUUGACGAAGAUUGUUGGGCAGUUCAUCGAUCAAGGUCUCACUUGGGAGGACUUGAAGUGGCUGAGGAGUCUGACGAAAUUGCCAAUUCUGCUGAAGGGAAUCAUGACCGCUGAAGAUGCAAAGUUGGCCAUGAAGCACAAAGUCGAUGGCAUACUGGUUUCUAACCACGGUGGCCGCAAUCUUGACUUUAGCCCACCUUCCAUCCUGGUCCUCCUCGAAUUGCACAAACAGUGCCCGGAGAUCUUCGAUCAGAUGGAGGUCUACGUCGACGGCGGCUUCCGGCGCGGCGGAGACAUCCUCAAAGCACUGUGUCUCGGUGCCAAGGCAGUUGGAAUGGGAAGGCCGUUCCUCUUCGCACUGAACUAUGGUACGGAAGGCGCAGAACAUUUGGUGGAGAUCCUCAAGGAUGAGAUGGAAUCUGCGAUGAAGCUGUUAGGGAUCAAGGACUUGUCAGAGGUCCAUCCUGGUUUGGUGAAUACUUCUGACGUCGACCACCUCGUGCCAUCGACGUCGGAGCACCCAUACGCAAAAUGGCGGCCGAAAGCCAAGAUCUGA
This is a messenger RNA of Zymoseptoria tritici IPO323, 1547 nucleotides long. RefSeq lists its product as uncharacterized. The transcript has 6 exons. NCBI's taxonomy places the organism in Eukaryota, Fungi, Ascomycota, Dothideomycetes, Mycosphaerellales, Mycosphaerellaceae. Gene Ontology annotation, molecular function: oxidoreductase activity. The coding region runs from base 81 to 1547 and encodes 488 amino acids. The record is from RefSeq and is a predicted model, not a curated record.